Molecule: messenger RNA, 864 nt
Organism: Penicillium cataractarum
Lineage: Eukaryota; Fungi; Ascomycota; Eurotiomycetes; Eurotiales; Aspergillaceae
Exons: 2
Coding region: 1-864 (287 amino acids)
Molecular function (GO): oxidoreductase activity, acting on the CH-OH group of donors, NAD or NADP as acceptor
Source: RefSeq, a predicted model, not a curated record
AUGUCCGGCUCUGUAGCAGCAUACACACCUCGUUCUCCGGCCCUCCAGCUAUUUUCACUGAAAGGCAGGCAUGUGCUGCUUACUGGAGGAUCCCGAGGCAUCGGGGCUGCAAUAGCUAUUGGGUUGGCCGAAGCAGGAGCGCUCGUGUGCGUUGCCCAGCGCGACAUCAACAAUCCCAAAACAGUCGAUGUUAUCCGUGCCAAGGGUCUCGAAGCAAGAAUGAUAGCGUGUGAUCUUGCAAAUGCGAAUGCUGCAAGGCGUGUUUUUCAGGAAGCUUUGGAUAUCAUGGACGGGCGGAUCGAUAUUCUCGUUAAUUGUGGAGGUAUUUUGAGAAGAAAUGAUAGCCUUCUGGUUUCAGAGGAUGAAUGGGAUACGGUAAAGACAAUCCAGAUUGCAAAAUCUAGGACUGGCCUCAUCAUCAAUGCUCACAGUUUGCAGGUCCUAGACGUCAACUUGAAAUCACUGUUCUUCAUUUGUCAAGCAGCAGGACGACAUAUGGUUCCUCGAAAAUCAGGAAAGAUCAUUAACAUUGCCUCGAUCAACAGUUUUGUGGGCGGCGAGAAUCAUUCACCGUAUUCUGCGUCCAAAGGGGGCGUAUCGCAAUUAACGAAGGCCCUCAGUAACGAAUGGGCGAAGCAUAAUGUCCAAGUCAACGCUAUUGCGCCUGGAUAUGUGGCAACUGAUAUGAAUGUCGAAUUACGGUCGGAUGCUCAGAAAACAGCGGCUAUGAUAGUCGACUGCCCUGCGGGAAGAUGGGGUACACCGGAGGAUUAUGCGGGUCCUGCGGUAUUCCUCGCCAGCGAUGCUUCCCAAUACGUAUCGGGAGAAGUGCUUGUUGUGGACGGUGGUUAUCUAGGAAAAUAG